This is a messenger RNA of Pogoniulus pusillus (Red-fronted tinkerbird), 6608 nucleotides long. RefSeq lists its product as uncharacterized. Gene Ontology annotation, biological process: viral process. The transcript has 2 exons. Bases 31 to 2214 code for a protein of 727 amino acids. The record is from RefSeq and is a predicted model, not a curated record. Gene Ontology annotation, molecular function: zinc ion binding; nucleic acid binding. NCBI's taxonomy places the organism in Eukaryota, Metazoa, Chordata, Aves, Piciformes, Lybiidae.
CGGCUGCCUUGAGCAGGGAAAAGGCGCGGAAUGGGGAAUACGGCCCCGGGAAUAGAAAAAGCUUCUGUUGAAGCCUUGUUGAAAUUUGGACAGAAAGCUGGAGACCCGCUGGAUCGGGCUCUAGUGACAGAUUUGUUGUCUUGGGCACGCCGUAGAGGCUUACUCAAGGAAACUGCACAAGUUUUUAAAGACGAGACGUGGAAGCGUAUAGGGGAGGAAAUAUGGGAAUCUGUCCAGACUGAUAAUAAAGAAGCAAAAAGACUUGCUUCAACCUAUCGACAGAUCAGUCUCUUAGUACAAAAAAUAGGAGCGGAGGCAGAAGUUGAAGCAAUAAUUCAGACCAUCUUGAAAGACGCUAAAAAUAAAGUAACAUCGGGAUCGGGGGCGGAGACAAAAACUGCCGCGGAGACAAAAACUGAGAUAAAAACUGAGACGAAAACUGUUUGCCCUGCUACCCAAGGUCCUUACGAUUAUCUCAUUCCUGAUUGGGACCCCGAUAAGGGAGCGGGAGGUUCACAAGUCCCCGAGCCUAUGGAAGUGGGACAAGCGGUACCAUCAGCUCCGCAAAUAGAUCCUGCAACUGUCCCUCUGCCUCCUGAGGAAGAGGAGUUAAAGACUCUUUUACAUGAGCAGGCAGAUGCAAUGACUAAACUAUUGAAUGAGAUGCAACGGUUGGAUAAAGGUUCCAAAUCAAGGGUGGUUAAAGAGAGUUAUCGCAAGGCACAUAAGUCUAUUGUUGAAGGUCUGAAAAAUGUUGAGAAACAAUUAACAAAGAUUGAGUCUGGUAAUUGUGUUCACCCUGCUGCUGUUACUGAAGAGAAAAAUACAGAUGGUAAAAUGUCAGUGGAAGGGGUUCGUCAACGGGUGUUACAAAGUAUCAGAGAUGGUGAAAUGAACAUAGAGGAGGGCGAUUGGUAUUUGCGGUCUAAGUAUGGUUCAGAAGCGAGACUGUCUGCGGAGGAUAAGAGAAAGCUUGCAGAUUGGUUUGCAUUGUAUCCUCAGUAUAAAAGGAAAGAGGAUUCAGCAAGUGGAAUGGUGGAUGAUGUCUGGAAGUGGUGGAGAGGGAAGGCGAAUGAGGAAAAGUCAAAGGAGACUCCUAAACAGAGAAAUUCUGAUUACAUUCCAAAAGAUCCCAACUUUGACAUGUCAAACCGGUGGAAGGGAGUUGUAACCAAUGCUGAAAUUACUGGGGAUUUUCAGUUUACAGCUGCACCAGUAACUAUUGAUAAUAAUGGACAGAGAAACUGGCAGCCUAUAGACUGGACCACAGUUGCCAAAAUACAGAAAGCAAUUUUAGAUUAUGGAAUAGACAAUCGACUGGUCAGAAGACAGAUGGAAACAUUUAUAAAACAUCAGACACUAAUACCCACAGACAUUAAACAUCUGUUUGAACUGAUGCUGGGACCUACGAGUUAUAUGAUGUUUGUUAACAAGUGGCAGGAAAGAUUAGAGCAGAAACAGCUUGAUAACUUGACACUGCCGCACGGAGAUCCCUUACGGGUGGCCUCCCUAGAGCAAUUGAUGGGGAACGGUCAGUACGUUGACCCACAGCGGCAAGCUGCGCUAGACUUGCGAAUUCUGGCUCAAAGCAAAGUGGCUGCCCUUGAAGCUUUCGCCAGUUUGCCACAGGUCGGCACUCCAAAACAACCAUACUUGCAAAUUAAACAGAAAGAUAAUGAGUCAUUUAUGGCAUUUGUUGACAGAAUUACAGAAGGUGUUGAAAUGGCACCUGACAUUCCAGCCAACAUGAAAGAGACAUUGGUAAAAGAGAUUGCUAUGCAAAAUGCCAAUGCUGCCUGUCGGAGGUUAAUUGCCACUUUACCCCCUGCUGCUUCUUUACUGCAAAUGGUAGAACAAUGUUCUCGAGCCCCGAUGGAAGAAGAGAAGGAAAAGGCUCGAAUUCAUGCCUCUGCAUUAGCAGCUGCAUUGUCCAAAUGCUCGCCACAAGGAAAGGGGGACAAGGGCUCAAAUCCUGUAUGUUUUAAAUGUGGACAGACGGGACAUUUUAAAAAGCAUUGUCCUACAAUUAAGGCUGUUACUAACCAAGUAUCGUCGAUGAGUUCUCCAUUCGCAGGUACCUGCAACAAGUGUGACAAGUUCGGACACAGAGCAUCAGACUGCAAAUCCCGAUUUAAGAAGGAUGGAACACCUCUUGUGCCCCAGCAGGGAAACGGGGGAGGCCGCGUGGGGGGCGCGGCUCAGACCUCAUCUUAAGCGACCGGACCCCCCACAACGGAGGCUGCCUCGACGAUCUACUCGCCGCCACCAGAGGAAGCGCUGGCCUCGAUUUGGUCGUAAGUGAAACAAUAACAAUCACAACACAGGAGGUUACACUAAUCCCUACUACCAGUAAAGGACCAUUAGGGUAUGGACUUUCUGCCUUGCUAAUAGGAAGAUCUUCAGCUACAAGAACUGGAAUUUUUGUACAACCAGGAUUAAUCGAUAGUGACUUCACAGGAGUUAUUCACAUUAUGGUUAAUGUUUUUACACCACCAAUUACCAUUCCAAAAGGCAGUAAGAUAGCACAAUUGAUUCCUUUCAAAGCCUGUGUACCACAUUCAACACCUAAAAUCAGAGGAACAGGAGGGUUUGGGUCUACAGAGCCACUAAUAGCUUUCUCUGAGGUGAUAACUAACAACAAACCUACACGUUCUGUUACCAUUAUCCAUCCCGAUACUCAGAUCACCCCUAAAACCAUUACAGCUGAGAUGAUGAUUGACACGGGUGCAGAUGUCACUAUAGUGCCAGCUGCAUAUUGGCCAAAAGCGUGGCCAAUUGUAAAUUCAUCUGAGAAGGUUUUGGGAAUAGCAGGACUAGCAGAAAUGAGAAAAAGUGCUGUGUUAUUGGACAUCAAAGACAAUGAGGGGAACAUUGCAAAAGUAACACCUGUAAUCAUGGACACACCCUUAUGGUUGCUAGGUCGAGAUGUACUCUCCCAAUGGCAACUUGUUUUGUCUACUCCUUUUCCAUAGCGGCCACUGACAAAGGUGCUCUUCCCACUAUUAAGCUGACUUGGAAAACUGAUAAGCCUGUGUGGGUUGAUCAGUGGCCGCUCACUGAUGAAAAAUUGGAGCACCUGAACCAGCUUGUGGAUGAACAAUUAGAGAAAGGCCAUAUAAAAGAAUCUUUUAGUCCUUGGAACACUCCAGUUUUUGUUAUACAGAAAAAAUCAGGAAAAUGGCGAUUUUUGCACGAUCUUCGUGCUGUUAAUGAGCAAAUGACGCCAAUGGGAGCGUUACAACCAGGCCUACCUUCUCCAGCUGCAAUACCUGUUAAUUGGGCUGUCUACAUUAUUGAUCUUAAGGAUUGUUUCUUUAGUAUUCCACUCGAUCCUGCUGAUACUCAACGAUUUGCCUUUAGUAUACCAUCAAAGAAUAACAGUGCCCCCAUGAGAAGAUUUGAAUGGAUAGUUCUGCCACAGGGAAUGCGUAAUAGCCCAACCAUAUGUCAAUGGUAUGUUAACCAAGCAUUACAAAAUUGGAAGAGUUCACACCCUACAUACGUGGUAUUACAUUAUAUGGAUGAUAUCUUGAUUGCUUCUCCCAUUCCCUUAACAGAAACUGAAAAGACUACAUUAUCACAGACUCUUAAGCACUGGGGAUUGACAAUUGCAAAAGAUAAGAUUCAGGCCCAAGAACCAUGGAAUUAUCUAGGACUGAUAGUGACAGAAAGCAGAAUCAGACCUCAAAAAAUUACACUACAUGUGAAAAUAGAAACAGUGAACGAUGUCCAAAAAUUAUUAGGAGAAUUGCAAUGGAUCAGACAAUGGAUAGGGAUUACUAAUAAAGAUCUUGAACCCCUUAGAGAGUUGCUAAAAGGAUCAAAACAUCCAGCAGAACCUAGAGUUUUGCAAAACCAGCACUAUGAGGCACUUGAAAAAAUUAAUAACAAAAUAGCUGAAUUACAAGCAUAUCGUUACAAUACUGCCUUGCCAAUCAAUGUUUAUUUAUGCCAACAAGACAAUGAUUACUAUUUGGCAAUAGGACAGGAACAGGAUCAGAAGACAUUCCUACUAUUGGAGUGGUUAUUUCCAAAAAGUCAGCCUCAUGCAUCACUGUUACACAAACUUGACCUUGUUGGUUCCUUGCUGUUAAAGGCAAAACGUAGAGUACGUCAUGUUUUUGGGGUAGAAGUAACUAAGAUUGUGUUACCAUUUGCAAUGAAAUCAGUGGUGGAAGAAUGGUGUAACAUGUCAUAUUCUUUUGCUACUGCAGUGAUUGCUACAUCUAUUGAUAAUCAUUAUCCUGCAUUUCCUUUAUUUGGUACUCAAUUGAUGUUAAACCAGAAAGCACUGAAAUGUGAACAACCUAUUGAAAAUGGUGUUACAGUUUUUACUGAUGCUUCUGGGAAAACACACAAAUAUGGCUAUGCUAAAUGGUGUGACACUUCCAAACAAUGGAAGACUGUAGUGAAAGAACUAGAAGGAGUUUCUGUUCAAUGCCUUGAACUCAAAGCAGUAACAAUGGUGUUUGAAGACUUUGUAAAUAUCCCUGUAAAUAUUAUUACUGAUUCUAUGUAUGUAGCUUCUGUUGUGAAUCGAGUAGAGGAGUCAAUUAUUGGACACAUUUCUAACAAGGUUAUUGAAGCUGUGAUUAUUCAAUUGUUGAAUUUGAUUCUAAACAGAAAAUGUUUAUAUUUUUGUACUCAUAUUCGUAGUCAUACUAACUUGCCUGGAUUCUUGUCAGAAGGAAACGCGAAAGCCGAUGAGGUGGUGAGUGCUGGAGCCCAGCAAAAUGAUACUGAUGAACCUUCUGUUUCUGUCAAAUCAGCCACUCAGGCAAUUAAGCAAGCACAAAGGACGGAGAGCGGUGGUUGCCAGCCAAGUGGGUGCGACCCUGGCUACAUGCUGAAACCAAGGAAAACAAGGAGGAUGAUCAAACGGCGAUAGAAGAAAUCGCUGACUUAGAAGCUGCACACAACGUCACCAGAGACAACUGAUCUGAGCUAAAUGUUGAACAAUAUGUAUUGGUUAUCUGCUAUUGUAAUUAUUUUUGUGGUGCAGGAGAAUCUUGGGUGGGGUAGUGAAGACAACUUUUGGGUGAAUUGGGCAAAGGAGACAAAUAACCCAUCCUUUUGCUUACACUUAUCAGCAGCCACAGACCCAUUUAAAACAUGCCUGAUAGGGUUGCCAUUUGAUGAUCAACGCACUUUGGUAGCCUCCUUUUCAUCUCUCACACAUCAAGAUUGUUCUACAGCAAAAAGUAUAAGUCAUUGUAUGGCAUUAAUAGUUGCAAGCCUCAAUGACCCUUUACCAUGGGAUCCUCAAGAGUUCAACCUGUUAGGAAGUAGAAUGCCAAAUCAGUCAGGAUGUCUGAUAUUUGGCUCGUACAAUCUGACGAAUCGUCAAAUAACAGAUCUAACAUCCUAUCAUUUUCCUUAUUGGAGUACCUCUGAUUUUUGUGCUAAAGACACGGUUUAUGGUUGGAACACAAAUGGUAUGUGCCUUAACAUUACCAAAGCCUUAAGAUUGCCUAGAAAUGUGUUCCUGAUCUGUGGUAGAAGAGCGUGGCCUGGAAUCCCAAAAGAAAGUAACGGAGGGCCAUGUUACAUUGGUCACCUUUCUUUGCUAACUCCUACUUCAGAAUUUAUCCGAAAUCAUAUUGCAAGUAGUGCAACUCUAUUAAGAAAUCGUAGAAAUGUAGAAAUGUUAACCUCUGAUUGUAAUGAUGAAGUGGAACUUUGGUCUCAUACAGCAAGAGUUUUUGGAGCAUUGUUUCCUCCUAUAGGAACAGCACAUGCCUUGUCAGCCAUUCAGAGAUUAGCAUGUUGGACAGCAAAACAAGCUAAUGUUACUACUAGUGUUAUUUCUCAGCUUGCAGUAGAUCAAAAUAGUUUGCGAAAGGCUACCCUGCAAAAUAGAGCAGCUAUAGAUUACUUGCUUUUAGUACAAGGAAAAGGCUGUGAAGAGGUAGAAGGAAUGUGUUGUUUUAACUUGUCUGAUCAUAGUGAUUCAAUCCAUAAAAAGGUAGACUGGCUUCAGCAUCAUACAGAGAGAAUUACAGCGAAUCAUAACCCCUUUGAUGAUUGGCUAAUGUCAUGGGGAAUUUCAGCUUGGGCAAAAGAGUUAAUCAAAACUGUAGGAAUAGUAUUGCUUAUUGUUAUUGUUGUGUUAUUUUUAGGACCCUGCAUCUUCCGAUGUCUAUCCUGGCAGAUGCAUCGGAUCGCUGCUACAGUGUUUGAAAAGAAAGGGGGAGAUGUGGGGAAUUUUGUAGGGGCUGUUGCUUUGCAAUCGAUAUGUAGGCGAUUGGAACACAGCGGGUAAGACACCGGUCAGCCCAAGGACACUGUGUCCGCUUCGUGCUUUCUAUGAAAAAAAGCAGAGUUGGCCUGAGGAUGUUGCGUCCUUGUGAUACAGCUGUGCAAAGUAAAACAAGUAAUGAAUCAGUCAUGAAUAUACCAUAGAACAAAGGAUCUGCACAUCUGGAAAUGUAGGGUUUGAUAUAUGAGCACACGUACUGCUUAUAAAAAUACCUUUUUGUAUCUACUAAUGAUUAUGCUUUAAACCACAAAAAUGUAUUGCAUGGACCAAUUAGAAAUCGACAUGUAAUCCUGUAAUAGUAUAAAAAGCCUUCUGAUUUGUGUAUUAAAUGUCUUACAUUUACAAUCCA